AUGAGCACAAAUUCUACCAAACGCAAGUUCAACGCCUUGCUCCAGGGCCUAAGUAGUCCGCGACCCAGUACAGACGGCGACUCUCCAGCAACCAUGUUUGGAAACCGUGUGGCCAGCGGCAGCCACAAGCCCUUGGAUUAUGAUGCGCUGCUUCAGAAGCGCCGCCGCCUGGGGUUUCCCGAAUCAACCGCACCGCGCCUGGACAACACUGUUUCAUCGGGGCUCACAAGUCUGGCUAGCUCCAUAAGGCGGACGGUAUCUGACGCCACGACUCCGAAAGUUCGGAGGGACGGGCCCGCGAGGUACUCUCCUGGUGAUAGGGAGGAGCUGCUGAAGAGGCUGGCGACGUUUCAGGAAAUUACCGACUGGACUCCAAAGCCUGAUAAGAUCAACGAGGUGGAGUGGGCUAAGAGGGGAUGGAUAUGUCAGGGCAAGGAGAGGGUGCGGUGUUUGCUGUGUCACAAGGAGCUGGUGGUGAAGUUGAAGAAGGAGGCCGGAGAAACUGAGGGAGAUGCGCUGACGGCCGCUGAAGUUGAAGCCGCUUUGGUCGACAAGUAUGCAGAGUUGAUCGUUAGUGCGCAUCAGUCAGAUUGCCUCUGGAAGAGACGGGGAUGUGAUGAUUCCUUACUUCGGCUGUCAUUCAUGAGCGCAAAGGGCGCCAUCGAAGCUCUGAAGAAGCGAUAUGAGGAGCUCUGUGUCCGGCAGACAUUUCUGCCAUAUGAAUUCAACCUUCACCUUCCAGAAGACAUGAAUUUGGGCAAUGUCAUUGAACAGCUCCCACCCGACUUUUUCACUGGAGAGAAGGCUUCUACAGAUGCACCCAAUAGACCUGCGCUUGCUCUGGCGCUUAUGGGCUGGCAGGGCCUGACCAACACACGCAUCGGCGCUGUUCCCAACACCGCGUCAUGUCACACCUGUCAGCGACGAUUGGGUCUAUGGAUGUUUAAGAGUAAAGAGGUGGACGAAAGUGGAAUGGUUAUUGUGCCGGCACCAAUGGACUAUCUUGAUCCCGAGCGAGAACAUCGCUUUUUCUGCCCCUGGAAGAAUCCUGCCGCUCAGAGUAGGGGGCACAGCACGCAGAGCAACGAUACAGCCGAUAUGCCAGCAUGGAAGAUAUUGCUACAGUCAAUCAAGAAUGAAUCGGAUCUGCGAAAAGUAUAUGAAGGCCAAGUCAAGCCAAAGGCGAAACCAACCGCAGGCGCAGCUACAGAUCCAUCUACGCCUGCCAAGCAGACAUCCCGUGCGCACCACACACCGAAUAUCUCUAUUGAUUCGACCGCCAUCGAUGACGAGGAUGACGAAGCUACGCGGGAUGCAAAGGACAAGGAACGAUGGGCGAGGCUGCGCAAGGUCAAGAGCUUGUUUGAUACGAAGAAGCUGAAAAAAUCUCGCUCAGGCGCAGCGUCAAUCAAAUCCAACAAGUCAUCAAGGUCGAUUAAGGGAGAUUGA
Messenger RNA from Trichoderma breve, 1449 nucleotides. RefSeq names its product c3HC zinc finger-like domain-containing protein. Gene Ontology annotation, molecular function: zinc ion binding. NCBI's taxonomy places the organism in Eukaryota, Fungi, Ascomycota, Sordariomycetes, Hypocreales, Hypocreaceae. Bases 1 to 1449 code for a protein of 482 amino acids. Gene Ontology annotation, cellular component: nucleus. The transcript is spliced from 3 exons. The record is from RefSeq and is a predicted model, not a curated record.